Messenger RNA from Saccoglossus kowalevskii, 724 nucleotides. RefSeq names its product 5-taurinomethyluridine-[tRNA] synthase subunit MTO1, mitochondrial-like. Gene Ontology annotation, molecular function: flavin adenine dinucleotide binding. Gene Ontology annotation, cellular component: cytosol. NCBI's taxonomy places the organism in Eukaryota, Metazoa, Hemichordata, Enteropneusta, Harrimaniidae. Gene Ontology annotation, biological process: tRNA wobble uridine modification; tRNA methylation. The record is from RefSeq and is a predicted model, not a curated record.
CCCAGGACGACUACAUUUGCUUUAGCUGACUGAAUAAUGAUCUGUCGAACAUCUGGAAAAUAUUUACUCUCUAGCGUCAAUGGAUGUUACUGCAGCAGUCAGCGUAUUCGUGAUGUGAUAUUUGAUGUGAUCGUAGUUGGGGGAGGCCAUGCAGGAUGUGAAGCUGCACAUGUUGCUGCUAGAAUGGGUGCAUCUACGUUACUCAUAACACACAAAAUUCAAAGCAUUGGUGAAAUGUCUUGUAAUCCAUCUUUUGGUGGGAUUGGGAAAGGUCAUUUAAUGAAAGAGGUGGAUGCAUUGGAUGGACUGUGUGCUAAAAUAUGUGACCGGGCUGGUAUACAUUACAAAAUAUUGAAUCGAAGGAAAGGACCUGCAGUAUGGGGUCCGCGAGCUCAGAUUGACAGGAACCUUUAUAAAACAUAUAUGCAAGAUGAACUAUUAAAUAUGCACAAUCUGACAGUGAAAGCUUCUUCAGUAGAGGAUUUAAUUGUACAGACAUGUCCUGUGGGUGGUGAAAUAAAAAAAAAUUGCAAUGGUGUUAUAACAGAGGAUGGUACAGCAAUACUUAGCAAGACUGUCAUAUUAACAACUGGUACAUUUUUACGAGGAGAGAUACAUAUUGGACUAGAAAGUAAACCAGCUGGUCGUCUUGGCGAUCAAGCGACUGUUGGAUUAGCAAAAACUUUAGAAGAUUCAGGAUUUCAAAUUGGAAGAUUAAAAACAG